AUGAUAAAACUCCUCAUUCAAGCGGAACAACUCACUCAACUGCAAGCCACCAACACUACGACCGCCACCACCACCAUCACCGCCACCACCACCACCAUCCUGGGAAAAAAAGAUUCCACGCUACAAAUUCAAGGUGCUGGCGGAGGCUGGAGUGAGGAGUGGCCUAAAGCUAGCGAACACUCCAGCGACGAGGAUUCUGAUGAUCGCCACCGAUACGCUAUUGAACACGGAUUGUGGACUCCUGACCCGCGGCUACUUCUGGGGCCCUAUGAGGAGGACGAGCCUCGGAGACUGACCAAUGCCCGCUUCCUCACCGCCAACAACACCGUCACUACCGUCCAAGUGGGCACCACCGCCGCCCUGCGAUGCCAGAUUAACGAUGUGGCGGAGCACGAGACGGUUUCAUGGGUGAGGCGCCGCGAUCAUCACCUCAUCACGCUAGGCAGCCACACGUAUAGCAACGAUGAUCGCUUCCACGUCUCACACUCCCCGCCCUUCAAAAUCCCACCGGGCAAGGGCAAGGAGUGGACGCUAUACAUCAGGUACGCCCAAGUAAGGGACUCUGGGUUGUACGAGUGCCAGCUGUCAGCUCAUCCACCUAUGGGUAUCCUGGCAAACCUUACAGUUAUACAGGCAGUGUCAGAGAUCACGGGGCGGCCUGACCUUUACGCACAGGAGGGCAGUGAUGUAACUCUCCUCUGUCGCUUGCGUAACUACACUGAGCCGCCAACGUAUGUGUUCUGGUACCACGGUGACCAAAUGAUCAACUACGACGCCGACAGAAAGGUGAGCGUGGUGAGUCGCGGCGGGGAGAGUGAGCUGCGCCUCGCCAGUGUGAGUCACGUGGCUUCGGGAAACUACACUUGUUUCCCUGCCAACGCCAAGCCCUCCUCCGUUAUCCUACACGUGAUUACAGGUGAAGCUCCAGCCGCCAUGCAACGCGCCGCCGCCCCGCCGCUGCACAGCGCCUACACCGUUGCUCUGGCUUCUGGCACACUUGUUUUACUGAACUUAUGAAUGAUAGACGGCCUCCAGAAGCCCCACCGACUGAAGUAUCUUGAGCAGGUGUCAGCAAGGUGAUGAAAGAAGAAUUUGUGUUACCGCCGUUCAUUGAUAAGCUGACCCAAUGCGUGUCCCUGAAGGCACUGACUAGCUGACAUACUACUGGUUUUGUGGAAAACUUCUGAAGGCAUUUUCAUAAGAGUGAUUUUAAGCGUUUGUGUGGUGAUGGCUGCUAAGAGACGUGGAGUGAUGUAAGAAAAUGUGUGUACACCGUCCUCCUCGGUCUCGAUGUUAAAGCCAGACACGAUAACAGCGGGGAAAAGAGUGAAGCGGAGCUGAAAGGUGAUUUUUCAUUUUGAAAAGACGAACAUCUAUUGAUUCUUUGAUGAAAGAGGAGAGAAAAGGUGAAGUGAAUUGGAUUGUUCGUCACGAUGUGACCUUUAAUAAAUACUCAACUGUGAAUAAAUAGAUAAAUAAAUAAAUGAAUAUAU
This is a messenger RNA of Portunus trituberculatus (swimming crab), 1493 nucleotides long. RefSeq lists its product as uncharacterized. The record is from RefSeq and is a predicted model, not a curated record. Bases 1 to 1017 code for a protein of 338 amino acids. The transcript is spliced from 9 exons. Gene Ontology annotation, biological process: synapse organization. NCBI's taxonomy places the organism in Eukaryota, Metazoa, Arthropoda, Malacostraca, Decapoda, Portunidae. Gene Ontology annotation, cellular component: neuron projection membrane.